This is a messenger RNA of Coprinopsis cinerea okayama7#130, 1290 nucleotides long. Its product is annotated as pyruvate dehydrogenase. Gene Ontology annotation, molecular function: catalytic activity. Lineage: Eukaryota; Fungi; Basidiomycota; Agaricomycetes; Agaricales; Psathyrellaceae. The transcript is spliced from 8 exons. The record is from RefSeq and is a predicted model, not a curated record. Bases 1 to 1290 code for a protein of 429 amino acids. Gene Ontology annotation, biological process: response to nutrient; branched-chain amino acid catabolic process.
AUGCCUCCUCCAUCCCCAGCAACCUCCCUGACAAAGUCCAGGCUUUUCCUCGCCUCUUUUAGAUCCUCUCCAACCACAAACAGCCUCCAACGCCUUGCUCACCGUCCACAACAACAGCGUCGAGCAAACUCCACCGCCGUCGAGCCCCCGCCAGCUGGGGGUCACUUGCCCGGAGUAGCGACUUCCAAACUACUAAAGUCGACUAGAGAAACUGCCCUUCGCAUUCCGGGCCUCAAAUGGGUCGACGAGGACACCUCGAGUAUGGGCGGGCGAGAGACCAGGAAGAUGAAUACCUACCAGGCAGUCCGCGACGCCAUGGCCAUUGCCCUCGCAAAGGAUAGCACUGCAGUGGUAUUCGGCGAGGACGUGGCUUUCGGUGGGGUCUUUCGUUGCACAAUGGGUCUGGCAGAGGAGUUUGGCAGAGAACGCGUAUUCAACACGCCUCUGACGGAGCAAGGCAUCGCAGGUUUUGGCAUCGGUCUUGCCGCUAUGGGACAAACCGCCAUUGCAGAGAUCCAGUUCGCCGACUAUAUCUACCCCGCGUUCGACCAGAUCGUCAAUGAAGCAGCCAAGAUCCGGUACCGUUCCGGAGGCACUUUCAAUUGCGGCAAGCUGACCAUUCGCACCCCCACUAUGGCGGUGGGACACGGUGGUCUUUAUCACUCCCAGUCACCUGAGGGAUUCUUCAUGGGAGCAACUGGUCUCAAGGUUGUGAUCCCUCGUUCUCCCUCGCAGGCCAAGGGCCUACUUCUGGGCUCUAUUCGCGACCCCAAUCCUGUCAUCUUCAUGGAACCCAAGAUUCUGUACAGAUCUGCAGUGGAACAGGUGCCCGUCGACGACUACGAACUCCCGCUUGGAAAGGCAGAAGUUCUUGUACAAGGAUCUGACUUGACUUUGUUGACAUGGGGAACUCCCGUCUACCACUGUGAAACGGCUCUUCACAUGCUCAACAGCCCUUCACCAGAGCUUGAACCCUACGUCCCCGCCUCUUUCCGCUCUGCAAAGAUCGAAUUGAUUGACCUUCGUUCUAUCCUUCCUUGGGACAUGGAGACAGUCGUCGAGAGCGUGAAGCGGACUGGUCGACUGGUGAUUGUCCAUGAAGCAGGCAUGACUGCUGGAGCCGGAGCUGAGAUCGCAGCUGAAGUACAGAAGAGGUGCUUCUUGAAACUCAACGCACCUGUACGGCGGGUUACCGGCUGGGAUCUUCCCGUCGCUCUCCAGUAUGAGAAGUUCCAUAUACCAGAUGCCAUUAGAAUCCUCGACGCCAUGGUUGAGACUUUGGCUUACUAG